This is a messenger RNA of Paralichthys olivaceus (Japanese flounder), 1638 nucleotides long. RefSeq names its product latexin (gene lxn). Lineage: Eukaryota; Metazoa; Chordata; Actinopteri; Pleuronectiformes; Paralichthyidae. Gene Ontology annotation, molecular function: metalloendopeptidase inhibitor activity. The record is from RefSeq and is a predicted model, not a curated record.
CAAUGUAGAUGUAGAUUUGAGAACACAAAGUUUAAGCUGUGGUCUUGAUGUUGCUUAGAUCAACUCAACAGCAUUAUUAUGUCCAUAACGGACAAUAUUUUGACCACUGUCCACAGGUUUGUUUUUCAGUAGCAAAAACUACUGAAUGAAUUUAAAUGAAACUUGGUGGAAGACUGAGACAUGGCCCAAGAAAGAACCCAUUAAGUGUUGGUGUAGAUCAGAGGGAGACAGUUUUAACUAACUCAAAUUACCAGGACGUGUUCAUUAGGCUUCAGAAACACAAUGUGGAGCCAGAACAAAGCUGCAGCUCAUCAGGUUCUCACAUGCGUCAAGCGCAGCAGCUGUACUGAGAUAACUGUUCCUUUACUUGGAGGCUGACAGCCUGAAUGAGUCGCAUUGUUUUGCUAAGCGAUAAAGAAAGAAAGAAAGAAGGAAAUACAUAGAUCAUGGCAGGAAAACAGCAACAGGGUCUGGACAGUCUCUCCUCAGUGCUCCCCCUCCUCCCCCUCCUCCUCCUCUUUAUAUAACACCACGCUGACAAGAGGACAUUUCCUUGUUCGGAUUCUCUCACAGAAGAAGCAUUUUCCUUUACUCAAGCGUCUGUUUUGCAGUGUUCUAUGAUGGGUUUAAAGAUCAUUGUAUUUCUGGCUUUGUUAAUGGGGGUAACUGGGAGCCUUAAUGUGACGAUCAGACCUGAAGCUUCCUUAGCGGACGACAUGUUGGCUCAUUCCAACAGUGUCCCAGAGACUGCAGAGGAAACAGAGAUUGUUGGACAGCAAAACGUGUUGGAGCCGGAGGAGGCCGUGGAGGAGGUGAUGGCGACUGGCAAGCUGAACCCAAACCAUUACCCUGCUCAGCGGGCAGCCAAGGUGGUCCAACACUACCUCAACACCCACUAUGGCUCACCGUACAGGGUGAUUGGUCUGAACAGGGUCCACAGUGGAAACGCAGAGGAUGUGGCAGACUCUGGAAGAAGGUAUAAGCUGGAGAUCUCAGUGCAGGACUUCAUCAGCAAUAAAACAGAGAAAUGCACUGCAGAGGUUUUGUUUCCGAGAGGAGAGCAGCAGCGCCCCCCACAGGUCCAGGCCUUGUGUGAGGAGCUCCCUAAACUCAACACUAAAGUGGAAGAGGAGGCCUUGUUCCAAAAAUACAAGACAAACAAAAGUCUGCUGUCGGCACAUCUACCUGACAGUUACGGUCACAUUGACCCGGACAUGAAGCCUUUCUGGCACCUUGGCACCGUGGCCUCCAGCUUCAUCAUGCUGAAUGAAUCCACUGAAGACACACUGUACAACAUGGCUCAGGUGGCCAACGUCACACAGCUGGAAACUGAGAACGACCAACUGAAGUUUGACUAUCAUGUACUGCUGCAUGAGAUGAUCUCCCAGGAAAUCAUCCACUGGAAGCUGCUGUUCACCUGGUCUCCUCCAGAGGGAGUUAAAGUGCUGCAGAUGGAGCAGCUUCCUCACAGUCAUCACCAUGAAAUCCCCUUAAACACAAACUAACCUGUCGACAGUCGUCACACUACCACCAAUGAAGUGGUUGAUUUCAGGGGUCACAAACAAUGACAUGAUAUCCUUCCAUUGUUCUGUUCUUUUGGCUGUUUCUGUUUUGUCUAAAAUAAACUGUUUAUACACA